Messenger RNA from Neocloeon triangulifer, 2916 nucleotides. RefSeq names its product ly6/PLAUR domain-containing protein 6B-like. The record is from RefSeq and is a predicted model, not a curated record. The transcript is spliced from 10 exons. Lineage: Eukaryota; Metazoa; Arthropoda; Insecta; Ephemeroptera; Baetidae. The coding region runs from base 697 to 1371 and encodes 224 amino acids. Gene Ontology annotation, molecular function: acetylcholine receptor regulator activity.
GACCUGUCUACCGCAUGGAGUUCGAGGCCCGACCCUACCCUGACCCUCAGGUUUGAACCGCAAUAACAACUCUACCUGUGGCUGAAAUGUACGGUUUUGUCAUCUACGGGAGCAGUACCGGAGGUGGAAAAUGUGAUCAUCAGCCUUUCUAGUGUCCAGCUGCUCUGGAUUCCGCAAUGUUCACUAAGAACGGACGCAUCGUCCUACGACUUCAGGUCAGAGAGACACGUGGCAUCAACCAGAGCAUCUGCGAAAUGAAUUUCAUCCAACAUCGACAAUACCUGAGCAUUCUUAAAGUCGCAGCCAAUUCAAAGGAGAAGCACUGAGCACCUGAAAUCAAAAGUCCUGGCAAGUUUGAGAUCAUCUACGACUCAGUCAGCAAAAUUUGUUGCCAGUGCCAAGAACACUCUCAAAUGAAGAGCAGUGUUUGAAGAGGUUGACAUUUGACAUACAGUUUUGCAAAGACCAGAUUCCUCUACGCUGAUGGGUUGAGUUUUGUGUCGUCACCGACAGACCAAGAUUAAAAUCCUGCCUGAGCUUGGCAACUUGUCCUUUGGCUUAAUGAAAGGUGCUGGCUUUUUCAACAUCUUUGGAGAGAAAACCAGAUGGAUGUCAUCAAAAGACUUCAGCAUUAAAAUCCAUCACCGAGAAAAGUUGAAAAUCCAGUCGAGCUUGCGAUGGCCUACAACUUUCUAAAUGUGGCUGCAGGUGGCUGAUAAAAUGCGGCCAACUUUGGCUCAAGAAGCGUACAGUCUGUUUUCACUCAGGGUUGGCCUUUUGCUCGCAUUGCUGGACAGUACGAGCUGCGUGUCCACGUCGUCGUCCUUCGCCGAUUCCACCAUUCCGCCUGCACAGAGCAACCAGACGGACUCGGCAGGUCCGUACCUGGCGCACCAGCACCAAGAGAAGGAGCCCGAAUCUGUAACCUGCUACACGUGUGUCAAUGUGUCGGACAACUUGAUAUGUAAUCGAUUUGCGAUUGAUCGUCCGUGUCCCUCGGGUGAAGUGUUCUGCCAUACUUUGCACAUAAUGGAUUCCCACGGCGGCAGCGUAAUAGUGCAUAAAAAGUGCGCCGGCCCCAAAGAAUGCUCCCCUGCAACGGUCGGUUGCCUCGAUAUUGACUCGCAAAGAAUUUGCGUGUCGUGCUGUGACUCGAUGUACUGCAACGAGGCUGUGCCGACGAACCACACGAACGCCGUGUUCUCCGCCACGGCCACCCCUCAGCCGCCGCACCAAACCAGCCCCAGCUCGGCAGCCACGGCAGUCGCGUCGUCGGUGCACAAUGGCGGCGCAAGGACACUUUUCGUCGGUCAUCGUUCCUUUCGCGUUCUGCUCGCCGCGUUUUCCAUCUCCUUCCGAGUGGUGCUCUAAUUUGAUACACACUUGAAAGUCAAAAUCGUGUUCAAUAAAAAAACAAGAAUGAAGAAGACAUUUCUGGUGCUCUUUUGGGACUCGGCGCGCGUGCACAGUUUUGGAGAAAAAAACGUUUUCGCAAAACAACGCAAAAGAAAUUUAAUUGGUUCUCGGUGUUGCCAAAACAUCGAGAGAUUUCGGCCGGUAUUUUUUCCUAGAAAUGAAAUCACUAAAUUUCGUCAUCAUUCUACAGGUGGAUAUGGAACGGUGCGUGUAAAAAAUAUUCACAUGCUCAGAGGGUUUUUUGGGAGGUAAAUUUACUGAUUAAUUAUAUUUGAGUAAUUUUACAAAGAUUGUUGUUUUGUAUUUAAGAAAUUUGAUCAUUCCAAUGAUCGUGUUGAUUUACAAUUUUAUGAAGAUAUAUUUUAUUUAAUUUGCACUACGUUAAUCCUUUUCAAAAUUAGUUUUCACUAUUGGGCCAAAAUUCUGUCUUUGUUCUCAAAAUUUUUGUCCAACCCUUUAUCGAAAAGCAAUAUUGUAGAACGCAAUGUUUCCAGUAAAAGUGGUUUAGCUAUUGAAUAAUUUUGCAAUUCCACGCACGUGAAUAUUCAAACGCACAGCCACUAACAUUUUUAACGAUCUGCGCACUUUUUAAUUUCACAUAGCAGACCUAUUGUUUAGACAACGCAUCAAAAAGAUGAGAGAAAUAAAUAAAAGCACCAAUCCCUCGUGUGGACAACCCUCCCAUUUUCACCCCUUUAGAGAACUGACACGUCUCAUCUCAAUAUUGUUGAUAUAAGCAAUCGCGCCGCGGCUUAUUGGUUUAAUCUGUGAAUAAAAAAGUAAUAUUAUUAUGAGAGAAACAAAAAAUAUUGAAAAGAAUGUUAAAAAGUAUAUAUUAUUGUUUUUAAAAAAGCGUUAUUUCAAAUGUUUAACAUUGAAAAGCUCCUAUUGUCAAUAAUAUACAUGCUGAAUUCAACGCUAAGUCUAUUUUUCAAGAGAGCAAGUGCGUGUGUUGAAUGAAAAGAGUCUCUGGAUCUGAAGAAUUUUUAUUGUUUCCAAGACGGAGGCUGCGAGAGAACGAGAAAAAAUGUGCAGUUGUUGACUUUGAUUGAAAGUCCCGAGGGAGGAAGCAGUAAAUGCUCAGCCGCCGAUACAUUAAAGUGCGAAUCUCCUCCUUCUUUUUCUCUUCUCUCCAGCUAGCACUCAAUGUAAAUAAAACGAACCAUUCUAUAUCAUUAUACGCUAUAGGUCGUGUAAUAAAAAAUUUCACUGCUCAUGACGCUGCUUGGAAAAAAUAUGACAGAAAGAGAGGUGGUGUCUCAUUUUUUUGCAUUGCAAAAUAUAUCCUGGUCGGAAAUCACCCGUGGCGCUAAUUCAUCACAUCUUUUGACGGGGAACAAAAGGAUUUUGGUUGAAAAGGGCAAAAAUGUAAAUUCCAUUCAUCUUAUUAUUUUUUGAGUAAAAAAAAAUGCAACACAGGCAGACUAAAAAAGUUGAUUUCGUGUAAAUCAAAAAUUGGAUUAUUUAAUUCGCUAUUCAAUUCUUUUGGGGGAAACUCGU